Molecule: messenger RNA, 621 nt
Organism: Purpureocillium lilacinum
Lineage: Eukaryota; Fungi; Ascomycota; Sordariomycetes; Hypocreales; Ophiocordycipitaceae
Biological process (GO): chaperone-mediated protein complex assembly; protein folding
Cellular component (GO): cytosol; nucleus
Molecular function (GO): protein-folding chaperone binding; Hsp90 protein binding
Source: RefSeq, a predicted model, not a curated record
AUGUCCGAGACGGCAACUCCCGAGGUUCUCUGGGCCCAGCGCUCCUCCGUAUCCGAUGCCUCCAAGAACUUCGUCUACCUGACCAUCUCGGUCCCCGACGUCCCCAAGGAGGGCCUCCAGCUUGACCUCAAGCCCACCAGCCUCACCUUCACCGGCACCUCGACCACGCUCAAGCGCAAGUACCACGUCGAGCUCGAGUUCUACGCCGAGAUCGACCCCGAGGAGAGCAAGAUCAACCACACCUCCAAGAACAUCGAGAUGAAGCUGCACAAGAAGGAGCUCAAGGAGGAGUACUGGCCUCGGCUUCUCAAGGACAACAAGAAGCUCCACUUCCUCAAGACCGACUUCGACAAGUGGGUUGACGAGGACGAGCAGAACGAGGCUCCCGAGGAGGACUUUUCGCAGUUUGGCGGCAUGGGCGGCAUGCCCGGCAUGGGCGGCGGCGGUGACUUUGGCGGUAUCGACUUCUCUAAGCUCGGAGGCGGUGCCGGCAUGCCCGACCUCGGCGAUCUGGCCGGCGGUGCUGGCGAGGGCGACGACGAGGACAGCGGCGACGAUGACGACGAUGACAUGCCCGCGCUUGAGGGUGACGUCAAGGAGGAGGGCGCGAAGAAGGACUAG